Messenger RNA from Ficedula albicollis (Collared flycatcher), 2285 nucleotides. RefSeq names its product chaperonin containing TCP1 subunit 7 (gene CCT7). Gene Ontology annotation, molecular function: ATP-dependent protein folding chaperone; ATP binding; ATP hydrolysis activity. NCBI's taxonomy places the organism in Eukaryota, Metazoa, Chordata, Aves, Passeriformes, Muscicapidae. The record is from RefSeq and is a predicted model, not a curated record. Gene Ontology annotation, cellular component: chaperonin-containing T-complex. The annotation marks the transcript as partial. The transcript is spliced from 10 exons. Gene Ontology annotation, biological process: protein folding.
UCCCCAGGCAAAGCCACCAUCUCCAACGACGGGGCCACCAUCCUGAAGCUGCUGGACGUCGUCCACCCAGCUGCCAAGACCCUGGUGGACAUUGCCAAGUCCCAGGAUGCAGAGGUGGGUGAUGGCACCACGUCUGUGACCCUGCUGGCUGCUGAGUUCCUGAAGCAGGUGAAGCCCUACGUGGAGGAGGGGCUGCAUCCCCAGAUCAUCAUCCGUGCCUUCCGCACGGCCACGCAGCUGGCUGUGAACAAGAUCAAAGACAUCGCUGUCUCUGUGAAGAAGGAGGAUAAAGAUGAGCAGAGGAGUCUCCUGGAAAAGUGUGCAGCCACAGCCCUGAGCUCCAAGCUCAUCUCCCAGAGCAAGGAGUUCUUCUCCAAGAUGGUUGUGGAUGCUGUGAUGAUGUUGGAUGACUUGUUACAGCUCAAGAUGAUUGGGAUAAAGCAGGUGCAAGGAGGAGCUUUGGAAGACUCCCAGCUGGUGGCUGGAGUUGCCUUUAAGAAAACCUUCUCCUAUGCUGGGUUUGAGAUGCAGCCCAAGAAGUACCAGUCCCCCAAAAUUGCCCUGCUCAACGUGGAGCUGGAGCUGAAAGCUGAGAAGGACAACGCUGAGGUCAGAGUGAACACAGUGGAGGAUUACCAGGCCAUCGUGGAUGCAGAGUGGAACAUCCUGUAUGACAAACUGGACAAAAUCCACAAGUCAGGAGCCAAGGUGGUGCUGUCCAAGCUGCCCAUUGGGGACGUGGCCACCCAGUACUUUGCAGACAGGGACAUGUUCUGUGCUGGCCGUGUCCCCGAGGAGGAUCUCAAGAGGACCAUGAUGGCCUGUGGGGGAUCCAUCCAGACCAGUGUCAAUGCCCUGUCAGAUGACGUGCUGGGCCGCUGUGAGCUCUUUGAGGAGACCCAGAUUGGGGGAGAGAGGUACAACCUGUUCACGGGCUGCCCCAAGGCCAAGACGUGCACCAUCAUCCUGCGGGGCGGCGCCAAGCAGUUCAUGGAGGAGACGGAGCGCUCGCUGCACGACGCCAUCAUGAUCGUCAGGAGAGCCAUCAAGAACGACUCGGUGGUGGCGGGGGGCGGGGCCAUCGAGAUGGAGCUCUCCAAGUACCUGCGGGACUAUUCCCGCACCAUCCCGGGCAAGCAGCAGCUGCUGAUCGGCGCCUACGCCAAGGCGCUGGAGAUCAUCCCGCGGCAGCUGUGCGACAACGCCGGCUUCGACGCCACCAACAUCCUCAACAAGCUGCGCGCCAAGCACGCACAGGGCGGGAUGUGGUACGGCGUGGAUGUCACCAACGAGGACAUCGCAGACAAUUUCUCGGCCUGCGUGUGGGAGCCGGCCGUGGUGCGGAUCAACGCGCUGACCGCCGCCUCGGAGGCCGCGUGCCUGAUCGUGUCUGUGGACGAGACCAUCCGCAACCCGCGCUCCAGCCUGGACGGGAGCCCUGCCGCUGCUGCGGGGCGGGGCCGCGCCCGCGCCCGCCCGCACAACCACUGAGGCUGCUCGGGAUUGCCCCGCGGGGAUUGGGACAGCCAGCCUGGCUGCGGUCACGGCUGCUCCUGUCCGCUCCCAGCCCCACAACCGCUGAGGGGCCAUUCCCCAAUUAAACCCCAUGGUAAUUAGUGACAGCCUGGCUGCGGUCACGGGCUGCUCCUGUCCGCCCCCAGCCCCACAACCGCUGAGGGGCCAUUCCCUAAUUAAAUCCCACAGUGAUUAGUGACAGCCUGGCUGUGGUCACGGGCUGCUCCUGUCCACUCCCAGCCCCACAACCACUGAGGGGCCAUUCCCCAAUUAAACCCCAUGGUAAUUAGUGACAGCCUGGCUGCGGUCACGGCUGGCUCCUGUCCGCUCCCAGCCCCACAACCGCUGAGGGGCCAUUCCCCAAUUAAACCCCACAGUGAUUAGUGACAGCCUGGCUGGGUUUGGUCAGAGGCUGCUCCUGUCCAUGCCACAAACACUGAUGGGUCAUUCCCUAAUUAAACCCCGAGGUGAUUAGUGCAGCCCGGCUGGGUUUGGUCACAGGCUGCCCAUGCCCAUUCCCAGCCCCACAACCACUGAGGGGCCAUUCCCUAAUUAAACCCCACAGUGAUUAGUGCAGCCCGGCUGGGUUUGGUCAGAGGCAGCUCCUGGCAGCCCCUGCCCUGCCCUGGGCAUUCCCUGGGGCAUUCCCCUCCUGGGGGCUGCAGCCAGCACAGGGAGGGGCUUGGGGCCUAUUUAUACUGAUCUGAGUUCUGCUCUGCUGGGCACUCUGAACCCAGGCUCCACAAUAAAACCAGUUUGUCUCUGUGGCA